This is a messenger RNA of Pangasianodon hypophthalmus (striped catfish), 1417 nucleotides long. It is a transcript of the gene tsen34, whose product is annotated as TSEN34 tRNA splicing endonuclease subunit. Bases 333 to 1295 code for a protein of 320 amino acids. The record is from RefSeq and is a predicted model, not a curated record. The transcript has 4 exons. Gene Ontology annotation, biological process: tRNA-type intron splice site recognition and cleavage; tRNA splicing, via endonucleolytic cleavage and ligation. Lineage: Eukaryota; Metazoa; Chordata; Actinopteri; Siluriformes; Pangasiidae. Gene Ontology annotation, molecular function: nucleic acid binding; tRNA-intron lyase activity. Gene Ontology annotation, cellular component: tRNA-intron endonuclease complex.
GCGGAAAUAAACAAAUGGCGCUGUCGGUUCGACUGAAGGUUUGAAUUAAGCUGUGUAGUUUGUAGUUUGGGAGAAUAAUGUAAAUUCAAAUCAAAUGGCGUUCUGUUUUGUUUUCCUGUAGAAUUGAUUUCAGACUGAAAUGUUAGACCCUUACAUUUCUAAACAAUUCCUUCACGUGUUCACCAUGUGUUCAAACCAAAGCACAGCCAUUCAGAUAUUAUGACAUGAUUGACUCUGAUAUAGCAUUUCCUUUUAAUCAGGAAUUACUGAAUGCAGACAGUAGAGCAGGCUAGUUAUAAUUUCUAUGCCCAAGUUUAAUUAGAGUUGAUGCCAUGGACUGGAGUGCGACAGAACCGAGCAUCCAGUCUGCUGAACAGCACGUGGAAAGCAGCGAGUGUGUGGACGCGAGAAAUAAAACUGAUGGAGAGAAGGCUGAGAAUCACACUGUUAACAUAAGCUUCUGCGGAUCCACGCCUUUGCUGUGGAGGGCAGCCGACAUUAGAAAGUGUAGAGAAGAGGUCGGGGUGAUCGGGACUCUUGUGGGGUCUCUGGCCAGACAGCCAAGGCAGAAUGUCAGACUGGGAAGACCUCUGGAAAUCCUGCAGGAGGAGGCUCGGCUGCUGGUGGAGACUGGAAAAGCGACUGCUGUACGGCAUAAAGAGCUGUCUGAAACCGAAGAAAGUCGUUUGAAGGCAGCUGAGUUGUACCAGGCCAGACUAGAGCAGAGUUAUGAGGAGCAGUGUGCCCUCGCUCUGGAGAACAAGAAGGCUGUACUGCAAAGAGUAAUCACUGAGAAACAGAAUGAUAAAAAGGGUAAUGAGGGAGCAGAGCAGGCAGUAAAAGAACGACUUGAGUCUGUGGAGAAGAGCUUCUCAUUCCCUCGUUCUGCCAUGGCUGUCCAACUCUGCACUGCUCGUGCUGGCUUCAGUCACUGUCCUGAGGAACAUGCUUUCUUGGCUGCUGAUUGGCCAAUGCCUAGAGACAAGCGCUCGGAGACGAGAUUCCGGGUUUAUAAGGAUCUUAGGAGGAAAGGCUUCUACCUAACUGCAGCAGGGAAGUUUGGAGGAGAUUAUCUGGUGUAUCCAGGUGAUCCACUCCGCUUUCACGCCCACUUCAUUGCCCUGUGCUUGCCUAUGGAUGAAAAGUUACCGCUCUCUGAUGUUCUUGCUAUAGCAAGGCUCGGAUCUAAUGUAAAGAAAACAGUGCUACUUUGCUCACCACAGGAUACCAGUGAGAGUGAAGAGGAAAUAGAGGAGGUUGUGUAUUCAUCUCUGCAGUGGAGUGGAAUAGUAUAGCAUACAGAGUAAUUAGACCCAGAGGAGUGUUCUUCUUGUCUUUCAGGACUUAAUAAGCUGGUGGACUGAGCCUGAUUAAAUGAAUGAAUAUUAUAAAAUUAAAUCUGUUAAUUUUCCCAUGA